AUUGGCACACAUGAUCAAAAAGAGCAAAAAUGAUAUUAUAACUAGAGAUGGCAUCAAUAUUGGGCCUAUACCAGCAAAAAAUCGUGGAUCAGAUAUAAGCGAUAUCAUAUCAGAUAGGAAUUGGAUUUUUUUUUCUUUUGUUAAGAUUGAUUUUAUUGCAUUCAUACUUUAUUAUAUUUACAACGUAAUUGAUUUUCAUGUGAAGAAGUUUAACUGUGAAGUGCUUCAGUUAAAAAAAAAAAUGAAAGCUUAGUAGUUUUUAAAAAAAUAUCGGAUAGGUAUCGGCUCAUACUCGAUACUCAUACUCGGUAUCAGUAUUGGAAAAGUGGUAUUGUGUCAUCUCUAAAAGUAUUUUAUCUCAAAAAGUAGCCAAUUUAUUGUGUUUACACUACAUUUAGUCAUUUGGUAGGCAAUCUUAUUCAGAUCAACUAGGAAAAACACGUAAACAAGUUAAGGCACAUUUCACCACUGAGGAGCCAGACCUGAGAGAAGGACGAACCAGUCGCCCUGAGGUCACACACCUGAGUUGGAGUGCAGGCGUGUAGUUUCGAAUCAGGGUGCUCAUAUGAUGCUGAGAGUUUUAAAUUUGAUUCUUGCCACACGAAUGCAGUGGAGGGCUGGCAGUAGAGAUUACAUAUGAAGUCAGACCAGCAAGUAGAACUGCUGUAGUCAACACUGUACAUUAAUACAACUCGUAUGCAGAUUUGAACAGAUUGUUUAGUCAGUGGUUGAUGUUAUGUGAUCAUGAGAGUUAAGGCCAUCAUCUAAAAUGCACAGAUUAUUAACUGUGUGUUAGAUGGACACACAUGGAUGAGACGGUGAGGAAGUAAGAGGGGAGGGUGGGGUUGUCACGGUUACAGAACUGCACACUUUAGUUUAUUCUUGGGGUUGUAAAGAUGAAUUUUCAAAAUCAAUUAUUAGUCAUCUCUAUGGCAACAAGCUCAGUGGUGAAAGAUGCCCUCCCAGAGAGCUGGAUUCAUGUGUUGUGGUCUGAUGAGGCCUAAAAAAUUUUGUUUUAGCCAUGCACACCGCUGGCAUUCUUAGAGAAAAAAAAAAAAUGAAUAUUUCAAAAUACUGAUACCCUCUGUUAAAUACUGUCAUGAAUCAGCGAUGUUUUUAUGAAUAGUGGUCCAGGUGCUCUUGUGAAGACUAACUGAGACAUUAAUUUCACUAAAUGGCAGAAUAUUUUGGUGCAAAACCUAAUUGAGUCUGCCAGGAGGUUAAGACCAUAACCAUAGUCGGAUCUUUUAACAAGAUAAUAACCCCAAACAACACAGAAGUGGCCAUAUUUGAAGCAGUCCACAUGCACAAAAUCAAGAAUGUAAGAGAGCCUGAAAUGUUCUGCAAGAUGGAGUAGUCAAAGAUCCAUAUACAAGUGUCUCUAACCUUUUUAAACAGGCUCAGUGAUCAUUCUUCACAGGAAAAGCUUCGCCAAAUAUUAAUUGUGGGGUGUACAUAAUUUUGAAAUUAAACUAUUUAAGAAAACUUUAUUAGGAACACCGCAUCAUUACUGGGUAGAGCCUCAAUUCUUCAUGGCAUGGAUUCCACAAGAUGUUGGAAACAUUCCUUUGAGAUUCUGGUCCAUGUUAUCAUGAUUGCAUCACACAAUUCAUGCAGAUUUUUCAGGUUCACUUUCAUGCUGUCAAUCUCCAGUUCUACCACAUCCCAAAGGUGUUCUACUGGAUAUAGAUCCUGUGACUGGGAAGGCCACUGAAGAACACUGAACUCAUUGCCAUGUUCAUGAAACCAGUUUGAGAAGACUUUUGCUUUGUGACUGUUGCUUAAGUUUCGAAGUGUUGUGCAUUCUGAGAUGCUUUUCUGCUCACCACAAUUGUACAGAGUGGUUAUUAUUGGUUAUCUACUCAGUAACACAAUUAUCUAAUCAGCCAAUCAUGUGUAAGCAGUGCAAUACAUAAACUCAUGCAGAUACAGGCCAGCAGCUUUGGUAAUGUAAUUCACCAUCAGAAUGAGGAAGAAAAUGUGAUCUCGGUGAUUUUGACCGAGGCAUGAUGGUUGGUGCCAGACAGUCUGGUAUGAGUAUUUCUAUAACUGCUGAGCUCCUGGGAUUUUCAGACACAAAGGUUCCUAGAGUUUAAUCAGAAUGGUGCAAUAAAGAAAAAACAUGAGCGGCAGUUCUGAGGGCAGAAACACCUUGUUGAUGAGAGAGAGGUCAAUAGAGAAUGGGCAGACUGGUUCGAGCUGACAGAAAGGCUACAGUAACUCAGAUAACCCCUCUGUACAAUUGUGCUGAGCAUCUUCUAAUGGCUACUUCCAGCAUGAUGAUGCACCACGUCAGCAAAAGUCGUCUCAAACUGGUUUCAUGAACAUGACAAUGAGUUCAGUGUUCUUCAGUGGCCUUCCCAGUCACUGGAUCUGAAUCCAGUAGAACACCUUUGGGAUGUGGUAGAACUGGAGAUUCACAGCAUGAAAGUGCACCUGAAAAAUCUGCAGGAAUUGCGUGAUGCAAUCAUGAUAACAUGGACCAAAAUCUCAAAGGAAUGUUUCCAACAUCUUGUGGAAUCCAUGCCAUGAAAAACUGAAGCUGUUUUGAGAGCAAAGGGAGGCUCUACCCAGUAUUAGUAUAGUGUUCCUAAUAAAGUGCUCAGUGAGUGUAUGAAGUAUUUUAUACUUCAUAUAAUUUGUCAGAACACCAUAUAAGAGUUAUCUUUCAAUGCUUAACCAUUAGUAAUUAGCUUUUGGCUAUAAAUAAGACCAUUACGAAGUGGUUAUGUUGUUUAGAAAAGGCGCUUAGGCACGUGACCUUUUUUUUUUUAAAUCCCACUCUGCAGCAAAAUUGAUCAAUCUGUUAAUCAGGCAGCAGAGGGCGCUGUUGUUAUUGAGGAAUAGGAGAAUAGGGGAAUAGGAGAAGCCUCCAUAAGUGUUUGUUGUGGCAGCAGAUGGCCUGCAGGUGUAAUCCCUCUAUAAUCUGUAGCUUUACAGUCAGUAGACCUAAAAGAAAUAAACAGACUUGGGCUAAAGGCGAACAACAGAUAGACAUGGUUUCACACAGGGAAGAAAAGCAGCUGUACUUUUGAAAUUUGCCACAGAACAACAGAUUCGGGUUGGAUUACACUGUCGGAUUACCUGCAGCAGAUUAUCGGCAAUGUUUUUCCACAACACUUCAAUUGGAUGAAGAGCAGUUAUUACAGCUUGUUUAUGCAUCGCUUUAGUUAUUUAUUAGGUAAGAAACUUGAUAAACAAAAUUAAUUCCAGUUAAAGUCUUACAAUUUAAAAUUAAUAUUUUAUAUUUAGUGUAUGUUAACUGAAAUAUUUUAAAAUUAAAAUGUCAUGCCUUAUAUUAACAACUGCUCCUGGCCCUAAAUCUAGCAACUGAGAUGAAGGUUUAGAUUUUAUAAACUUUAAAAUCUUUUAAAUUUGUAUUAAUUCCCAAGGAGCAACUGUUUUUAAUGCUCUUAUUAAAUGUUUAUCUAAUAAUGCAUGUGGCUUGUAUCUUGUAAUAUUUAUCUAGUAUGAGUAAUUAAAACUCUCCUAUUUCUUACACACAUCUAAUUGUAGAAAACCUGUAAAUGUUUAUUUAAUGGUUCAGUUGCAAUACUUUCACAGCUAUUUGCAGAGAGUGCAUGCUCCAAGUGUCUGCUAUUGUAUGUCAAACACCACCAAUCUUUCAUCUACACACAAGACGCUUUACAGUAUAAAGCAAUUUUUUUUUCCGUCUUUGGUGUUUCUUGUAGCAGUACUCAGACAUAUUAAUUAGCACUCAAAGUAAUAAUGCAUUUCAGCACGAAUGCAGUUUUGCACUAUCUUCCUAUUUAGGGAAUAUAAAUCUUCACUUGGUGUGAAAAAGCCAGAGAGGUAUUUCUGUGAAUCACGACUCAUCAUCAUGAGACACAAGAGACUAUAAAUUACAGAAAGCUUUGAGUCAGACAUUCUUUAAAAAAAUAAAUAAAUAUAUAUAUAUAUAUACAUAAAAAAAAGUAGAAGGGCAGCCCAUAGGAAAUAAACCUAUGGUUUAAACACUAAGCAAAAUUUUAACAUUUUAAAAGCUACAACAGAAAUAUCAACAGUAAUAAUCAUCAUUUAGUGACAACAUUUAAGUCAAAUAGAACUCAGACUCUUCUGUUGUGGCACUCGUGUUUGAGUAAAUAAUGAAAUUAUUAUAAGCAGCAGCAGCUCGUGACCACAGAUUUUAGUCAGACAAGAUCACAGUAGUAACAACAUAGCCUCAAACAAAAUUAAGUUGAGAGGCUAUCAAUCACACUUGACUUCUGAAUGCUGAAGUGAAUUUUUAGAGUAACCCUAUAAUAGACAGUUGAGACUCAACAACAUACAGUCAUCCAGCAUACAGUCUAGGAGCUCUGUUCGAGUGGUUUUAGAUGCACCUCUAUUCAUCUGUGUUUGAUACAGCAGGUGUGUUUCCCAUGGCCAGGGUUAGGCAUGCACGGUUGCGCUAAUACCAUUAACCAGGGUUGCCAGAUUUCAGCAAACUUCCAAGGCCGAAUACAUCUCAAAAUCCUCACAAAACAAUUUAGAAUUGGGAAAUGGAGAUAUUUUUCUCUUUUAUCCACAGUCUUUGCAUGGGAAACAAGGUCAUCAUGGUGUACACACACUUCUCCACUCCAUAAUUGGCCUGUCCUAAUCUUUGCAAUAUAUCUAACAAUCGAAAUGGUUCUGUACAUCAUAGACACAGUAUCUACACUAAAAAAGAUUUAAUUCUGAUUAUUUGGUAUAAAACAAGAUCUUGGUGGCUGCAGAUUAUUUUUAAACUAGUUCAUUCUGGCAGCCCCAUUAACUGAUAGGCCCACAGCUCCUCCCCCAAGCAUGGGGCAGAGUGGUUCUUGUCCCAAUGGGCCUCUACGAGUACUUGUCCUAGUUCCCAUUUUUGACCACUAGGUGCUAAGGAAGCUAAGUGGGCCAGUGCACACGCUGCCCCACAAUUACACAACAUCUAGAAAGGUGAGCAAAUCAAGAGAUUUAAUUAGCAACUUUUUUUUUUAAUCUUUGGUCACUAAAAAGAGGUAAUCAGUAUUUAAACAAAAUUUAAAAUGUAUGGAGCUGUGAAUGACUUUAUGACGACUUUAUGAAGAUUAACUUUUGCUGAAUAGCCGCUAUAAAUGGACAGACUGCAAGUGAUAAAAAGUGAGAAUCAAAUUCUAAACUCACACUACUCUAAAAUACAAAGACCGUAGUAGGGAAUAUAAGUAGGAGGGAAUAUUCCUAGAUACAAAUAUCUCACAGUAUAUAUUUCUCAUUUCAGAAGUGCAGGGCCACCUGCAUAUACCAAGAGGUCGUUGUGAAAUUCUCUCAGCCACAGGUGAUCACUAUGCCGACCGGCUUCAUAGAUGGAAUUCUCUGUUGUUUAUCGGGGAAGUCUGCAAACAUCGUGGUCCCCAUUAAAACAUCUGAGCCUGCAGACCAUUUCGAGUUUGUGGAGGUAAAGCCUGGCAGAGUGAUGCGUAUUUGUCAUAUUAUCCCUCAGCGAGCUGUGAUAGAGAAUCUAGACACAGGGGAGGGGGGUACUGUGAGCUGUAAAAGGAAAAUCACUGUGUAUCACAGCGGACAGUUAUUCAUUGAGAACACGAGUGAAGCAAUUCACCCAGAGCCGGUGCACUGCCAAAACGGAGAGAGCGCUGUGGAGGUGGAUGUUCUGGACAGUAACAACACAGCCUCAGGACAGGUUGUAGAGUCCAGCAUGGCAGUAGCACAUGAGCAGCCACAGCGCAGAUGGUGCAAGCCCAAGCGUACCGUGAUGAUCGACUGUGAACGCCAGAUCACCCGGUGCAAAGAGACACACCCUGAUGUGGCCUUGUUCUUCAUUCAUGGAGUAGGAGGCUCUUUGGAUAUUUGGGAGAACCAGCUGGACUAUUUCUCUCAGCUCGGUUAUGAGGUGAUAGCACCAGACCUAGCUGGCCAUGGAGCCAGCUCUGCACCUCAAAUCACAGCUGCCUACACAUUUUACGCCCUUGCUGAUGAUAUAAGAAUCAUAUUCAUGAGAUAUGCAAAACGACGAAACAUUCUCAUUGGGCAUUCAUAUGGUGUGUCUUUCUGCACCUUUCUGGCCCAUGAGUAUCCAGAUCAAGUUCACAAAGUGGUGAUGAUUAAUGGUGGUGGGCCUACAGCCCUGGAACCAAGCCUCUGUUCAGUCUUCAAUCUGCCAACAUGUGUACUCCACUGCUUGUCGCCGUGCCUAUCAUGGAGCUUCCUAAUGGCUGGUUUUGCUCAUCAGGGCCUGAAGGAAAAGAAACUUCUGAAAGAGAAAAAUGCCUUCAACGUAUCAUCUUUUGUUCUGCGGUCGACGAUGAAUGGGCAGUACUGGCCAGAGGGUGAUGAGGUGUACCAUGCUGAACUCACCGUGCCAACCCUCCUGGUACAUGGCAUGUACGACAGGUUUGUGCCAAUACAAGAGGACCAGCGCAUGGCAGAGAUACUACUUCUGGGUUUCCUGAAAGUCAUCGAAGAGGGAAGCCACAUGGUGAUGAUGGAGUGCCCUGAUACAGUCAAUACUUUGUUGCAUGAAUUUUUCCUUUGGCAGCCAGCCACUGCCUCCAAAGCCAAACAAGAAACAGCACUUCCACCAAACAGUAGCAAAACGAGCACCUCCAAAGAAACAGCAAGGCUUACAACUGCACCCAAGACUGCAAGCCUAGAGCAAGACUCAAUAAGGCCAAUAACUCUCCCAAAGACUACAAAAUGUGCAUAAUUAUACAACAGAAAUAGACUAUUAAGACAGAUCUAGCAGAUUUGUCAGUCUAAGAGAUCAUAUAACAGCUAUAUAGCUAAAUAGUGCGGAGAAAGGACAUAUUUUCCACUAUAUAGUUCUGAAAACAGGCUUUUCUGAACUGAAAUUAGUCUAAUUUGCACAUAUCUCAAUCUUUAUAACAAUCUAAACCUGACUACUCUGCAUGUUAAAAAGAAAAAAAUGCAUUUAAAGAUUCCAACUGAGACACAGACUGUGAAAGAUACUGCUGACUCUACAUUACCUCCCUCUGGUUCUGCACUGCCAGUACUGAGGUUAUUCUCAACUGGCCUAGGAGCAAAUGAGUGCAUCAAUGUGUGCAAUGUGCCCAGUGAUGGAUGGGCAUCCCAUUCAAGGUGUAUUCCCAGGAUAGGCUCUGGAUUGCCAGGACCCUGACCAGGAUAAAUCAGCUACUGAAGAUGUUUUCUUCAUACUGCCUUUUUAUGUAUUGUGGACUAAACAUGUCAUUUUAUGAAUACUUAUGUUCUGCUAGAGACCAAAACUUAGCAAGUAUUACUGCAAUAUAAAAUGAGUCUUCCCGUUUUAAUAAGCAAAUACCAACCAUCUAAGUGGGACAUGAAGUGUUUCCAAUAUUCUUUUUUUUUUUUUUUUUGAGAGCUCUAAAGUGUAAGCAUGUCUGUGCCAUUUUCUCUUGUGUAAUGACAUUUCUGAAUUCAUCUGGUCAU
This is a messenger RNA of Pangasianodon hypophthalmus (striped catfish), 7380 nucleotides long. RefSeq names its product abhydrolase domain containing 8b (gene abhd8b). Bases 5282 to 6658 code for a protein of 458 amino acids. Lineage: Eukaryota; Metazoa; Chordata; Actinopteri; Siluriformes; Pangasiidae. The record is from RefSeq and is a predicted model, not a curated record. The transcript is spliced from 4 exons. Gene Ontology annotation, molecular function: catalytic activity.